Molecule: messenger RNA, 1361 nt
Organism: Capsella rubella
Lineage: Eukaryota; Viridiplantae; Streptophyta; Magnoliopsida; Brassicales; Brassicaceae
Product: peroxidase 57
Exons: 3
Biological process (GO): hydrogen peroxide catabolic process; response to oxidative stress
Cellular component (GO): plant-type cell wall; plasmodesma
Molecular function (GO): heme binding; peroxidase activity
Source: RefSeq, a predicted model, not a curated record
AAUUUUAUAGUCUCUAAAUUAUUUUUCUACGGUUGAUGUUCGUGUAUGUAUAUAUACACCUUAUGGUUGAUCUCAAAGACUCACAAUCAUUUGCACAAGAAGUUAUAUAAGCCAAUACAAAGAAGAAAACUCCUAAUCCCAAAUAGAAUGAUGAAGUUUUCUUCUCUUCUAGUGUUUUUCUUUAUUUUCCCGAUCGCAUUUGGUCAACUUAGAGUUGGGUUCUAUAGCCAGUCAUGCCCACAAGCCGAGACUAUUGUACGCAACCUGGUGCGCCAACGGUUUGGUGUUGACCCAACCGUCACCGCCGCUUUGCUCCGUAUGCAUUUCCACGACUGUUUCGUUAGGGGUUGUGACGCAUCUCUCCUCAUUGAUGGAACCAAUUCCGAGAAAGCCGCUGGACCAAACGGAAGCGUGAGAGAAUUUGACCUUAUCGACAGGAUCAAGGCUCAGCUAGAGGCUGCAUGCCCCUCCACAGUCUCAUGUGCCGACAUCGUCACAUUAGCCACACGUGACUCCGUGGCCUUAGCCGGAGGCCCGAGCUACAGCAUCCCCACGGGAAGGCGCGACGGUAGGGUCUCAAACAAUGUGGACGUGGCAUUACCGGGUCCAACAAUCUCGGUCUCCGGAGCCGUGAGUUUCUUCACCGUCAAAGGGAUGAACACGUUCGAUGCUGUGGCUCUUUUGGGUGCACACACCGUUGGUCGGGGAAACUGUGGUCUCUUCAGCGACCGAAUCACUAAUUUCCAAGGAAGCGGACGACCCGAUCCAUCCAUGGACCCUGCUUUAGUUACAAGCCUAAGGAACACAUGCAGAAACAGUGCGUCAGCAGCCCUAGACCAGUCGACUCCAUUGAGAUUCGACAACCAAUUCUUCAAGCAAAUCCGUAAAAGAAGAGGAGUGUUGCAGGUUGACCAACGGCUCGCAAGUGACCGACAGACUCGUGGCAUCGUGGCCAGGUACGCUAACAACAACGCCUUCUUCAAGCGUCAGUUCGUUAGAGCGAUGGUGAAGAUGGGAGCCGUUGAUGUGCUUACCGGUCGUAACGGUGAGAUCAGGAGGAACUGCAGGAGAUUCAACUGAUGAUCGUGAACAUUACACAACAAAGGUAUGGAGAUAAUAUUAUUACAUUUGAAACAUAUAGUUUCAAAUCCUAUUUAUAUUUUUGGUUUUGGUUGGGUUUUUUAUUGCAUAAAUAAGGCUUUGCUUAAAUUGGAUGUUUUCGAUUUUUGAGAAAGAUUACUAUAUAUAUUAUAAUGUUGGUCUGCAUUUGGAGGAUGUAUCUUAACUAUACGAUUAUUUUGUGGCAUUGACAAUAAUGAAUGUACCUUAUCAUGGUUAUAUAUAUAUUUUUAUUUUGUAUA